CCUCCUGCAGUUCCCUCCUGAGCCAGAGCUCCCCCUCCAGAACGACAUGAUGCUCAAGUCUGUCACAGAGAGCUUUGCCAGCAUGAUUCACGGCUUGAAGGUGGACCACCUGACGGAUGGUGUCAUUCAGAGGAGCAAGAGGAUGAUUCUGGAUUCUCUGGGUGUUGGUUUCCUGGGAACAGGCACAGAAGUGUUCCACAAAGUCACACAAUAUAGUAAAAUCUACAGUUCCAACACCUCCAGCACCGUUUGGGGUCGACCAGACUUCAGGCUCCCACCCACAUAUGCUGCUUUUGUGAACGGCGUCGCUGUUCACUCCAUGGAUUUUGAUGACACAUGGCACCCAGCCACCCACCCUUCUGGGGCAGUCCUGCCAGUCCUCACAGCUCUAUCAGAAGCCCUGCCUCAGACUCCAAAAUUUUCUGGCCUUGACCUGCUGCUGGCAUUUAAUGUUGGUAUUGAAGUACAAGGACGGUUAAUGCACUUCUCCAAGGAAGCCAAGGACAUCCCAAAGAGGUUCCAUCCUCCCUCUGUGGUGGGGACUUUGGGAAGUGCCGCUGCUGCAUCCAAAUUUUUAGGACUCAGCUUGACAAAGUGUCGAGAGGCCCUGGCUAUUGCUGUUUCACAUGCUGGGGCACCCAUAGCCAACGCUGCCACUCAGACCAAGCCCCUUCACAUCGGUAACGCAGCCAAGCAUGGGAUGGAAGCCACAUUUCUAGCGAUGCUGGGUCUCCAAGGAAACAAGCGGAUCUUGGACCUGGGGUCAGGGUUUGGGGCCUUCUAUGCCAACUACUCCCCCAAAGACCUUCCAAGCCUGGGUUCUCACAUCUGGCUGCUGGAUGAGCAGGACGUGGCCUUCAAGAGCUUCCCAGCACAUCUGGCUACCCACUGGGUGGCAGACGCAGCUGCAGCUGUGAGAAAGCACCUUGUGAUUUCGGAAGGAGUCCUGCUUCCUGCUGACCGCAUCGAGAGGAUUGUGCUCAGGAUCCCCGAUGUCCAGUAUGUAAACAGGCCCUUCCCAGACUCAGAGCAUGAAGCUCGUCAUUCCUUCCAGUACGUGGCCUGUGCCAUGCUGCUCGAUGGUAGCGUCACCGUCUCGUCCUUCUGCAGUGAGCAAAUCAACAGGCCACAGGUGAGAGAGUUGCUCCAAAAAGUGGUUUUGGAACAUCCCCCUGACAACCUGCCAAGCUUUAACACACUGUACUGUGAGAUAAGCGUCACCCUGAGGGAUGGAGCCGCCUUCACCGCGCGCUCUGAUACCUUCUACGGUCACUGGAGGAAACCACUGAGCCAGGAGGACCUGCAGAAGAAGUUCCGAGCCAAUGCCUCCAGGAUGCUGCCCAAGGACACGGUGGAGAGCCUUAUAAAGGUGGUAGAAAGCCUCGAGGACCUGGACGACUGUUCCGUGUUGACCUCGCUUCUGAAAGGACCCUCUGUCCAAGAGGAGGACUCAAAACUAGCCCACAUAUUCUCCUUCCCGCAUACAACGUCUAGGCUUACCAAUGUCUAAACAACUUUGCAAUAGAGGAGAUUCAGUUGUUUGCUCUGCUGCUCCAUCCGCCCAGCAAUGAACAGAGCAAACUAGAGAUAUGAGCAGAGAUACUUGUAUUUGGAAGGAGUCUUGACCUAUAGUCUUGAGAGACCAUUUCCACUACCUUCCAGAUAACAUUCAAGAAACAAACAACACAAGAUAUAUGUGUAUUCACAAGGGUAAAGUCUGAGUCCCCUGCCAUCUGCUUAUUAUCUCUCCUGAGUAAUUAUCUGUUAACUCUGGGAACUUCACAGAUGUGGAGGGACUUGAACCUGCAUGCUGCUGGCUGCAGGUGGAGCAAGCUCUGGUCUGGGCCACCGCCUGCCCAGAGAGGACAGAUACUGCCAAACCCUUCCUGCAAUGGCUGAUUUGAGUGAUCAGCAGGUCUAAUUUUGCCUCUUCUUUUUUCCACGCACAGUCCUGAGUUUGUAGCCAAGAAUUCCUCUGCUUCAGCCCCUCUACUAAAGAGAUAAAGACAGUCUGAUAUGGGGCAGGGAAGUAGUCUGGCUUAAGACUCCCAGUUUCACUCUGUUAGCUCCGAAAAUUAUUUUGAGAAGAUUUGACAGGGAAAAGUCAGAGAUACAAUAAAAAUGAAAAGGGGAAAGAUGUUGAUGUGUGAGUAAUGAAAAUAUUAACUAUACAACAUAGAGAUGCCACAUUAGCAAUCAUGAUGAAUGUGCUCUGAAUUCCCAGUGUUUCCAAGGAAAGAAUGGGGCUCUUAGCUUCAGACAGUGACUUGCAAGCGUCUAUGUGGAAAUGUGCUGGGUAACUGAGAACUUCAGCAGAAUACAUCACUCCCCAGUUCAUAGGAGGAGAAAAACAUAAUUGGAAAAAUGACAAUCCAAGGGAGGAAAAGAAAGAAGGGGAAAAUAAAUACAAAGAA
Molecule: messenger RNA, 2414 nt
Organism: Arvicola amphibius (Eurasian water vole)
Lineage: Eukaryota; Metazoa; Chordata; Mammalia; Rodentia; Cricetidae
Gene: Acod1
Product: aconitate decarboxylase 1
Exons: 5
Coding region: 47-1510 (487 amino acids)
Molecular function (GO): lyase activity
Source: RefSeq, a predicted model, not a curated record